Coffea eugenioides is the source of this 474-nucleotide messenger RNA. Its product is annotated as cytochrome c biogenesis CcmF N-terminal-like mitochondrial protein 2. Lineage: Eukaryota; Viridiplantae; Streptophyta; Magnoliopsida; Gentianales; Rubiaceae. Gene Ontology annotation, cellular component: membrane. Gene Ontology annotation, biological process: cytochrome complex assembly; heme transport. The record is from RefSeq and is a predicted model, not a curated record. Gene Ontology annotation, molecular function: heme transmembrane transporter activity.
AUGAAAAGAAAGAUACCACUACUUUGCUUCUUUGUUGGACUGUCAGCCCGAACACAAAGGUUGGAGUGGUUGGUGGUUUUGGGAUCCUAUAGAAAUGCUUCUUUUAUGUCUCUAAUCUUAGCCACAGCUCGUAUUCAUUUAGUAUUUCUACCCUUUCUUCAUUCUUAGACCUCGUUUCCUAAAAUUAUGACUUUUCCAUACUGUGUCUUGGGAACCUUUUCAAUAAAGGCCAGAUUGGUAGCUCCCAUUCAUAGUUUUACUACAAAUGGUAUAUAAGGAAUCUUUUUAUGGUAGUUUUUCCUUAUAAUGGCAGGAAUAUCUAUGAUUCUUUUCUCCCAGAUGAAGUAGCAGGCAUCGACCCGUCAAACCUAUAAAAAGGAGAUGGUUGUGGCACAAAGUACUCAUGUGCUACGUUAUUCAGCUCACGUGCAAACCCGCCUCAUUAUCUUAUGGAAGAAUUCAGCUUAUUGCUGA